AUGGCACGAUUUAUUUGCUUGUUGUUGCCUUCAACGAUUUCAGCAAUGAUUGCUUCGUCAGGACAAAUUCCAUAUUGGGCUGGAGGUGCUCAUGGUUUAUCGUUUGAAAAUAGUAUAUUUGGAACUAAUCAACAGCUAGGUGGCAAUAUGUUUCCCUGUGCAUCAUGUCUUAGUUUAUUUGGAACUAAUCAACAGCUAGGUGGCAUUAUGUCUCCCUGUGCGUCGUGUCUUCGUAUUUUACAAAAUCUCGGUAGCUUGCAAGGUUUUAGUGGUUUCCAAGGUUUCAAUGCCAUGCAAGGUUACAGUCCUUUCAAUAGCAUGCAAGGUUACAGUCCUUUCAAUAGCAUGCAAGGUUACGGUCCCUUGCCAAGUACCAGUGGUUUACAAAUAAUGCAAUUACCAUUCAACAGCAAUACAUCUCCCUGUACGCCAUGUAUGAUCUGUUCACCGCAAAAUGUGCAGCAAAAUUCACAGCUAUAUGGGCAAACAAACUGUAUACCUGGACAAAAACCGGGAUCAAUGGGAUUAUUUAAUGAUCAGUUUUGCUGCUGUUGCACACCUACGACUGGAUCUGGAUCAGGAAUUGGUACCUUUAAUGGGAAGAAAUAA
Molecule: messenger RNA, 609 nt
Organism: Cercopithifilaria johnstoni
Lineage: Eukaryota; Metazoa; Nematoda; Chromadorea; Rhabditida; Onchocercidae
Source: the annotation of a GenBank genome assembly